GAGAGGCAUUGGAUGUCGAAGGUAUAAGAGUCAUGAUAGAUUUUAGAGACCAGAGAAAACAUCAACAAUUUUACAUCAAUCACAAUGUUGUCACUAGCUGCUCCUGUAGUAUUCCUCUAUCUUCUUUACACUCUAAUUUCCACUAUCCGGGUUCUUUACUAUCAUUCUCUCAGCCGUAUCCCCGGUCCGAAACUGUGGAUCGCUUUCCCAAUAUUUCGUUACAUCUCGAUGAUUCAAGGGAAGCAAGAUAUCGUUAUUCGAGCUCUCCACCAAAAGUAUGGCGAGGUCGUUCGGAUUGGGCCAAAUGAGGCCUCAUUCAUCACCACUCAAGCCUGGCGAGACAUUUAUGGCCACGGCCAUAAGCAGCUGCCUAAGUUACACAACUCGGCUUCAAACCAUUUAGAUAUCAUUAGCUCCAACGACAUUGACCACUCUCGAUUGCGCAAAGCUAUGUCUCAUGCGUUCUCUGCAAAAGGGCUUCAAACGCAAGAGCCAGUGUUGCACAGUUACGUGGAUAAACUUAUCAGUAAACUGGAACACGAAGCGAAAUCUCGCUCGCCUGUAGAUAUGGUCAAGUGGUAUAAUCUCACCACAUUUGAUCUAAUUGGCGAUCUUACCUUUGGUCAGUCUUUUGGCGGGCUCGAGAACUCACGAUAUCACUUUUGGGUCUCAACAAUUUUCGAUUCCGUACGCGUAAUACCGUUCAUCAAAGUCAAGGACAUCUACCCAAUGUUCUUCCAGUUGAUCAAACCUUUUAUGUCCAAAGAUUUAGCAAACGCACGCCAAAGACAAGAUAAAUACACGGAAACAGUUGUGGAAAAGAGGCUUACAAACCAUGAGCCCUCCGGCGUUGUAGACUUCAUGGAUUCCAUGACUCGACAUCGCGGUGAGAAAGAGGGGCUAAGUGACGAAGAACUAGCAGCAAAUUCCAGUAUUCUUGUUAUUGCUGGCAGUGAGACUACCGCCACUUUGCUGUCCGGUGUGACCUUCUUCCUUUUGAAGAACCCGGUGGCGAUGAAAAGGUUGACGGAUGAAGUGCGAUCGGUCAUGCAAUCUGAAGAAGAUAUCACUUUUGCGAAUGCGUCUGCGAAUCUCCCGUAUAUGUUAGCCUGUCUUGAAGAGGCCCUUCGAAUGUAUCCCCCGGUCCCUACUGGAUUGCAGCGAGUUACAAAUUCUACCACAACUAUUUCGGGCUGUGAGGUUCCUGCAAACACGAUAGUAUCUGUUCAUCAUCUCGCGGCGUAUUAUUCUUCUCUCAAUUUUCACAAGCCCGAGUGCUUUAUCCCAGAGCGCUGGCUUCCAGAAGCAAAGAGCGACACGCUAUCGCCUUUCUUCAACGAUAAUCGCGAUGUUUUGCAGCCAUUCUCUUUCGGACCACGUAACUGCAUUGGCAAAAAUCUAGCUUAUAACGAGAUGCGCGUCAUCUUGGCUCGCACAAUCUGGAAAUUCGAUCUCGAAUUAUGUCCCGAAUCUCAGGGGUGGGAUAAUCAGAAAACAUUCAUUCUGUGGGAAAAGCCGAAGCUUAUGUGCAAGUUGACACCGAGGGCACAUUGAGAAGUUCUUCAUAAUGUUGUACCAUUUCUUUUCAUCGGGUCAAAGUCAAGAGAAUAAAUGACUCAUGACUUCCUAAUGUCACAGCCCACAGACAGUCUAUCCCGUUCUAUUCUCAAAGUUUCAUAACUCUCCUGACCUUUCUAUCAUCGAGAAUUGCUAGCAGUCAAUUUUUAACUAUUACUUCAAAGAUUUUUUUGUUUUUACCGCCUGUGGUGACCUAUUUCAACGAAGGUGUAAUGAUCUAACCAAAUAUUUCGAAGACGUCACUACUGUUUCUUAGUAUAAGAUUUGAUGUUUUGAGGAAUUUUCUUGGACGACAGCAACCAUCCAUUGUUGUUAAGCUGAAUAUUUUUUGACGCCAAAAUUCACCCUUUUCUGUAAACGACUAUCAACAAAUUGAAUUCA
This is a messenger RNA of Botrytis cinerea B05.10, 1959 nucleotides long. RefSeq lists its product as hypothetical. The transcript is spliced from 2 exons. NCBI's taxonomy places the organism in Eukaryota, Fungi, Ascomycota, Leotiomycetes, Helotiales, Sclerotiniaceae. Gene Ontology annotation, molecular function: iron ion binding; oxidoreductase activity, acting on paired donors, with incorporation or reduction of molecular oxygen; heme binding. The coding region runs from base 85 to 1554 and encodes 489 amino acids. The record is from RefSeq and is a predicted model, not a curated record.